UCUUUGCUUUUUCGCUCUCCUUUCUUUUUGUCUUCUUAUUAACAAAACCUCCCCCUUCCUCCAACCUAUUCAUUCCCACAUUCCCCAACUCUCUCUCUUUCUCUUUCCCUUGGUUUUCUCUCUCACUCUCUCUCUGAUUGCUUUGGUUUUUGUACGUUAUUAGUUCUUGGUUUUAGAGAACUACUGGUCUUGGUCUCUGGUCAAGAUUUUCUUCUCUUCUUUCAAGUACGUAGAGGCCUAGAGGGUGGUGGUUUUCCCCUUUUUUCUUUUUUUCACAGUCUUCAACAACUACAAACCUCUCUAAAACAACUCACAACUCAGCUUAUAUAUAUAUAUAUAUACACACAUGGCUCCUGUUUCACUGCCUCCUGGUUUUCGAUUCCAUCCUACCGAUGAAGAACUCGUAGCUUACUACCUAAAGAGAAAGAUCAAUGGUCGUAAGAUCGAUUUAGAAAUCAUCCCUGAAGUUGACCUUUACAAGUGUGAACCUUGGGACUUACCAGGAAAGUCAUUACUACCAAGCAAAGAUCUAGAAUGGUAUUUCUUUAGUCCUCGAGAUCGUAAAUACCCUAAUGGAUCAAGAACUAAUCGUGCAACCAAAGCUGGAUAUUGGAAAGCCACAGGGAAAGAUCGAAAAGUUAACUCACAAACUCGUUCUGUAGGCAUGAAGAAGACCCUAGUUUACUACCGAGGAAGAGCACCACACGGUGCUCGAACUGAUUGGGUUAUGCAUGAAUAUCGUCUUGAUGAGAGGGAGUGUGAAACUGCUUCUGGCUUACAGGAUGCAUAUGCACUUUGUCGUGUGUUCAAGAAGAGUGCAACAGGGCCAAAGAUUGGGGAAACUUAUGCUACAACGAGUACUACUUCAAAUCAUCUUCAUCAUCAUCAUCAUCAUCAACUCCAAAGUGAUCGUUCCUCCAGCAUUGAACUCUACUCUGAUGGAAGAUGUGAUGAUUUUGAGAGCUCCAAUUAUCAAAUGCAAUCAGACACAUGCUCACCCAGCAUGCUCACAAGAUCAUCACCACUUGAUCAUAUGAUCAAUAAUAGAAGAGAUUUAAGAUGGUCCCACUCCCAUUUCCCCUCUGAAGAUCCUUUCAACUUCACAAAUCCUUCAUUUCCCAAUUGUGGAAGCAUGUCAUACGCUCCAUCUAAGGUUGAUAUUGCCUUAGAAUGUGCAAGGUUACAGCACCGGUUGGCGCUUCCGCCAUUAGAGGUGGAGGAUUUUCCUCAAGUUGGGAUGACUAUGCAAGCAACUCAACAUGAAAAUGCAAAUGAAACUGAUAUCUUGCAGGAGAUCCUUUCAGUUGCUCACGUUUCUCAGGAGCUGAUAAAUAAUCAAUCAAACUUUGGACACACUUGGGGAGGAAACUAUGCUCAACCUGAUCAUGAUUUUACGUUCGCGGUUGGCAAAGACAGCACUGAUUACAAUCAAAUCAAUGAGAUGGAUUCUAUGAGAUCAUCAUGGGCAGAUCCUCAUGCAAGGACUAUAGAGAUUGCAGAUUUGGAAGAUGAAUUCAGGACAGAAAGGAAGAUUGAGAACUUGAGAUGGGUAGGAAUGUCCAACGAAGAAGUAGAGAAGAGCUUCAUGGAAGAACACAAGGUAAUUCCAUUUGAUAAUAUUUCCACUUUCCGGAGAGAAGAGCAUGAAGACAUUCAAGGUGAUCAAUCAGGCCAUCAUAGCAGCUCAAAAGAACACAAUGACACCGAGACAAAUGAUUUUUCUCUCGAAUUCAUCAACAGCGAACCGGAUCAUGAAAACUUCAUAGAUGAUAGCAACAUGAAUGCUUAUUCGAGCUCUCCGAGCUUCGAGGUAGUUGAGGAAAUCAAAGUUAACCAUGGACUUUUUGUUUCAACACGUCAGGUAGCCGAGACAUUCUUUCACCAGUUAGUGCCUUCAGAGACAGUUAAGGUUUACCUAAACCCAGUGUUUGCAAACAAUUUCUUGGUCGAGAAGAAAGUCAAUACAGAAAUAGCCUCCCAAAACAAUGAAGAUUCUUUCUUUAGAAAACUUAAGACAUUUUCAGAGUUGAAGUUUGAAGAAAUUAGCAACAAAACAACGAAGCCAUGGUGGAAAAUUUCAAGCUCCAUUAUUUGCAGCCUUAGCCUUGCACUUUUAUUGAUGCACCAUAUAUGCUUUGGGGAAGACAUGGAAAAGGAUCAGAAAUUGAUGGAUAGUUUCCCUGAAGGUGGAGGAAGAGUUUUGGAAGAGAAAAGUAGUGAUUGCUCCAAUAACAUUGUCAAUGGGAGGAAAAGGAUUGGAAUUAUAAAGAAGUGGUGCAAUAAUAGAGAAGAGAAAGUUACAUUGGUUAACAUAAGAGGUGGGAAUGGUUUCGUUGUGUUUUUGAAGAAGAUAGGGAUUUUCCUUACAAUUUCUUUGGCUCUUUGUACAAUCUGUGGGCUAACCACAAUAUAAUUACCUCAUAGACUUUGUUUUUUUUUUUUUUUUAAAUUUUUUCUUUGUUUUUUAUUUGGGGUUUCUAACAAUAGUCUGUUAAUUGGGGAGGGAUUGGUAAAACCCAGCCUUUUCCAUAACAUCACGUAGAUAAAGCAUAAUUUGUACUUUUUAUGUUACAUGAAUUUGAUUAAUAAUUGUAAUUCAUUUUAUACUAAUGUUAUCUUGAUCUUUUAUUUAUUUCCCUUCUCAU
Molecule: messenger RNA, 2645 nt
Organism: Ziziphus jujuba (common jujube)
Lineage: Eukaryota; Viridiplantae; Streptophyta; Magnoliopsida; Rosales; Rhamnaceae
Product: NAC domain-containing protein 54
Exons: 7
Coding region: 347-2413 (688 amino acids)
Biological process (GO): regulation of DNA-templated transcription
Molecular function (GO): DNA binding
Source: RefSeq, a predicted model, not a curated record